Molecule: messenger RNA, 948 nt
Organism: Adineta ricciae
Lineage: Eukaryota; Metazoa; Rotifera; Eurotatoria; Adinetida; Adinetidae
Source: the annotation of a GenBank genome assembly
AUGCUGCUCGCCGUGUUCGUUUUACUUAUCUCAUGUCCAUACAUCGAAGGUUAUGACUUUUUCCCAGGAAACAUUCAUCGUUGUCAAGAAAUUCCGUCGAAUUUCACUCUUUGCUAUGGACUUGGCUAUACACAAAUGCAUUUACCAAAUUUACUCAAUCAUGAAAGUAUUACAGAAAUUCUCUACGAAUUACCUUUAUGGCAAUCGUUACUCAGUCUGGGAUGUCAUCCCAAUGCACGAUUAUUACUUUGUUCAAUUCUUGCACCUGUUUGCCUUAGUCAAGAAGUAUCAACGAAGCCAACAUUGGUUUCGUUUGAUAAUAAUCAAGAUUCAGUAUUGAACAUGGCACAUGAUAAUAAACGAUUCUUAUAUCCAUGUCGGACACUUUGUGAAUCUGUAAAACAAAGUUGUGAACCGAGAAUGAUCGCUCAAUUUGGAUAUAAAUGGCCAACAAUGAUCGCUUGCGAUCAAUACCCAGCGGAUACGGAACUAUGCGUUUCACAAGCAUCCACAACGACUACCACCACCACUACAACAACAACUACAACGACAACAACUCGAGCUCCACCAACGACGAUCGUACAAGAAGACAUCUGCUCCAUGUGUCAUUCACGCGCGAGUACUAGUGAUCUACUUGAUGAUUAUUGCCGUUCAUCGACUGUACUGCGUACGCGUCCAGUUAAGCAUUCACUAACAUCGGAGAAUAAUUAUAUCUUUGCCAAUAAGCAUAAAGUUCGAUACUUUAAACGACUUGGCUCUAAUGAAUAUCAACUUGACCUUCCAUUGAAGACAUGCCCAUGUAUUAAAUUACAUUCGCCAGUCGUUCUAUUUCUGUCGGCAAACAAUGAAAUCAUUCGGUUUAUUUCGGUUAAACGAAGUCCAAAUGUUUUCAAACGAUUUCGAAAUACAAUUGUUCUGCGAAAACCUCGUUGUCAACGACGAUUCUAA